AUGGAAAUUUUGGAGGCUGUCUCCGUGUGUUUAUCCAGUAAUAUGAAGAUGGCUGCAGAGGAAGGAGUGGUGAAUGCAUGGGAAGAUGGAUAUCAUGAUUUGGCAUCGCUCUUUCAUGUAAUUAGUCUUGGAGAUAAAAUAAAGUUCUCUUUAUCUCCUUCAAAAUCAAGUGAUCGUUUAUCAACCAAUGUUCCUGGAGUUCCCCUCGAUGAUAGAAAUCUGAUAAUAAAAGCCCUCAAUCUUUUUAGGAAAAAGACAGGGACUGACAACUACUUUUGGAUUCAUCUUGACAAGAAGGUGCCAACUGGGGCAGGACUUGGUGGUGGUAGUAGUAAUGCAGCUACAGCUUUGUGGGCAGCAAAUCAGUUUAGCGGCUGUGUUGCCGCUGAAACGGAACUCCAAGAAUGGUCAGGCGAAAUUGGUUCGGAUAUCCCAUUCUUUUUCUCUCAUGGAGCGGCCUACUGUACGGGUCGAGGUGAGAUUGUUGAAGACAUUCCGAAGCCUCUACCUUUUGACGUUCCAUUGGUUCUCAUAAAGCCUCAAGAGGCAUGUUCCACAGCUGAAGUGUACAAGCGUCUUACCUUGGAUCGAACGAGCAAGGUGGAUCCUUUAACCCUGCUAGAGAAGAUAUCGAGAAGUGGAAUAUCUCAAGAUGUUUGCAUCAAUGAUCUAGAACCUCCUGCUUUUGAAGUACUUCCUUCACUAAAAAGAUUAAAACAGCGCUUAAUUGCCGCAGGCCGAGGACAGUAUGAUGCCGUUUUCAUGUCUGGGAGGUACAUUUCACUGCCAUUUUUGGGUAUCUGAAAAUUCAGUUAUGCU
Molecule: messenger RNA, 819 nt
Organism: Olea europaea var. sylvestris
Lineage: Eukaryota; Viridiplantae; Streptophyta; Magnoliopsida; Lamiales; Oleaceae
Product: 4-diphosphocytidyl-2-C-methyl-D-erythritol kinase, chloroplastic/chromoplastic-like
Exons: 8
Coding region: 1-804 (267 amino acids)
Biological process (GO): terpenoid biosynthetic process
Cellular component (GO): chloroplast
Molecular function (GO): ATP binding; 4-(cytidine 5'-diphospho)-2-C-methyl-D-erythritol kinase activity
Source: RefSeq, a predicted model, not a curated record